UCAUAUUUAGCGCGCAUACAUGUCAGCGAAAAAAAUCGUUUCCGCUGGACGGUCAUGCUUUCUGUCCGUUCCGCUACAAGAAUAUAUUUUGCAAUCAUCAUCUUGGAAAGGAAUUGCAUUACAUAAAUAAAAGCAUAACUUUAAUAGAUUGAAGAAGGACAUUUGCACAACUAAAUCAUAUUGUAUACGGAUUUAAACGUUUAGUGCUUGUUAAAGACAGAAUGGGUGUAAAGGAUAAAUUGCCAAUUAACGAUGUUCGAGUUCCCGGAUGUUGUUCACAGAGAUGGAUUCUUGCCUACGUUGGCUUUUUUGGAUUCGCCGUCUUCAACUCUUUGCGAGUAAAUCUGAGCGUAGCGGUCGUUUGCAUGGUGAAGACUCCAAAAAUAGACUUUGAUGCCAUCAAAGGAUUGAAGAAUUAUACUAACGGGACUGUUUUGCCAAAAGGAUUUGAUUUGAAUUGUAUCAAAGAAGAGGAAGAAGCAUCGCAUUCAAGUGACAGAGCUGAAUUGGAAUGGGAUGUGGCAACAAAGGAACUUAUACUGGCAUCGUUUUAUUACGGGUAUAUUAUAACUCAAAUUCCAGGAGGCUGGCUGGCACACAGGUUCGGCGGGAAGAGAGUUUUGUUCAUUUCAAUAUUUGCUUCAUCUGUUUUGACAUUACUUGUUCCAUUAUGUUCCCGUACCAGUGUUUACCUUUUGUUUGCUCUCCGAGUUUGUAUUGGUUUGUUUUCUGCAAUGACGUUUCCUGCAAUGCAUGACAUGUGGGGGCAGUGGGCACCGCCUUUAGAGAGAAGUAAACUCACGGCGCUUUGUUAUGCAGGCGCCACAUUUGGAAAUGUUUUGACAUUUAGCACUUCCGGUGUACUGUGUGCUUAUGGAUUCGACAGUGGCUGGGGCUCUAUAUUUUAUAUAACAGGCUCUCUCGGGAUAAUAUGGACGGGGUUAUGGCUGUUAUUUGUUGCCAAUAACCCGGCAUCACACCCGAGAAUAACAGCAGCUGAAAAAUUCUACAUCAUUGACAGUAUUAGUCAUGGCAAAAAGAAUACGUAUACCAUCGUGCCUUGGUUGUCUAUAAUAAAGUCACCGUGUCUGUUCGCUUGUUUGACAGCCCACGUGUGUAACAACUGGACGAACGCUACACUGCUCACAAAUAUACCAACAUUUAUGAAAGACGUUCUUCAUUUUGAUAUAAAAAGUAAUGGGGUAUUGUCAGCGGUACCCUACAUUUGUCAGUUUUUGUCAGGAAUAUUGUCAGGCCAAUUCGCUGACUUUCUUAGAUCUAGAAAAUAUUUAUCAACAACUGCCACGAGAAAGACUUUUCAAACAUGCAGUUUUAUGGGUGCUGCAACAUGUUUAAUUGGAACAGGUUUUUGUGCAUGUGAUCAUAGAACAUUAGCAGUAAUAUUGUUGUCUUUAGCAAUGACCUUCAUGGGACUCGGGCGUGCUGGAUAUAUGGUCAACCACGUGGACUUUGCACCUGCGUAUGCGGGAGUCUUGUUUGGAAUAACAAACACUUCAGCUGCACUGACAGGAAUGACUGCGCCAUUAUUAGUGGGAUAUCUUACACCAAACGCAAGUGCCUCCGAGUGGCGUAACGUAUUUUACGUGUGUGCUGGUUUCGACGUGGUUGGAACUAUAAUAUUUGCUGUUUUUGCUUCUGGAGAACUUCAGGAAUGGGCUAAACUUACAGACAAUGUAAAGUUAGAAGCACAUUCAAAUGACUGCUGUGAUGAAAAUGUGACAGAACCAAACUAUGCACGUGCAAUAAACAACAUAUCAAAAGAGGCAGAUACAAGUUCAAGUGAAAGAAAACACAAGUAUAUUGAAUCUGUGGAUUAUGGACAAAGUGGCAGUGUUAAAUCAGAACAGCUAAGUGACGGGGGAAAUAGUCAUGUUAAUUACGGAUGUGAAGACGAUAAUACCCUUCAUUGCAGGCUUUAACAUAUAUCUAAGUGACCCUGUUGUCAAAGAAGCCGAGCAGUUUAUUCAAACUAAUCAUAGCCUUAAUUGCAGUUACAGCAAGGAGCUAGUAAAUGAACAAAAUAAGACUGUAGAGCUAGUAACAACGCUUAAAAAAACUUUACGUACAAAAAAAUCAAGCUUAAGUCAUUAAUACAAAUUAAAAUAGCUUAUACCGUAUAUAUAUAAUUUAUAUAUUUCUUUUUGGCAGAAUUAUAUUUCAUAUAUAAUACAUUUGUAUAGCAUGAUGUUCCAAUCCAAUAUGAAAUACAUACUACAAAAUU
Ruditapes philippinarum (Manila clam) is the source of this 2242-nucleotide messenger RNA. RefSeq lists its product as uncharacterized. Gene Ontology annotation, molecular function: transmembrane transporter activity. The record is from RefSeq and is a predicted model, not a curated record. The coding region runs from base 222 to 1940 and encodes 572 amino acids. The transcript is spliced from 14 exons. NCBI's taxonomy places the organism in Eukaryota, Metazoa, Mollusca, Bivalvia, Venerida, Veneridae. Gene Ontology annotation, biological process: monoatomic anion transport; transmembrane transport.